Molecule: messenger RNA, 642 nt
Organism: Malassezia globosa CBS 7966
Lineage: Eukaryota; Fungi; Basidiomycota; Malasseziomycetes; Malasseziales; Malasseziaceae
Exons: 1
Coding region: 1-642 (213 amino acids)
Biological process (GO): prenylated protein catabolic process
Molecular function (GO): prenylcysteine oxidase activity
Source: RefSeq, a predicted model, not a curated record
AUGAAAAUACCUGUCACGGCCGCGUUAGCGACGAUACUUUUGGUGCCCUUACUGGGCAUUUCUUUUGCAUUUGCAAUACCCACAGUGUAUCAAACCCCUUUUCAUUAUAACGAAAACCCAGAAAAUACCCAGUUUUCAUCGAAUGAACCAGCAUACAACGUGUCGGAAUGUCCAUCACCAGAAGCACGACCGGUGAUUCGUGUCGCUGUGGUUGGAGCCGGUAUUUCCGGGACAAGUGCCGCUUACUUACUAUCAAAGGCUCAGAAGCAUUUAGAUAAGGUGAAUGCGUAUGGUAUACCGGGAUGUAAAAACGUGACAUGGCCAGAGCGUGUGCUUGUGACGGUGUAUGAGCGUAGUGAAAAGAUCGGUGGCCGAAUUCAAAGCAUCCAUCCACUGGACGAUCCAAAAUAUCCGCCAAUUGAAUCAGGUGCUAGCAUAUUUUCCGAGGUAAAUGCGCAUUUGGUUCAGGCAUCAAGUUCGCUCCAUCUUGAGCGAACACCGCGUGAAAUGAUUCCUAAUGGGGGCUAUGGACUUUGGAAUGGCGAAGAAAUGUUGAUUGACAAUUUUGGUGGAAGCAAGUGGGAUCAAUUACGUCUAUAUUGGAGAUACGGUUUUAGUCCACAGACGACACUGAACCUGUGA